UCGUUGAUUGGCUUUACGCAGGUCUCCAGCCUGUUAUUUAUUACACCAAAGCUUAGAAGCCUCAUUUAUUCUGAGAGGAUCUCACUGCAGGAUCUAUCCGUCCCAUCUUCACUCACCAAGGCGCACGGAGCUGAUUCUUUCACCAAGUUAUCUGCUCGUCAGAAAAGAGGUAUUUCUGAGAAAAUGAGGAGAGGUUUUCUUCUGGUGUCUCUGUUCCUCAUCAUGAAACUUCGGUACAGCCAGUCCAGAUGCGAGGAGGAGCCCGGAAUGCGCAGAUCAACUUCAGAGCAGACUUCAGGCUUGGACAAUUUGAAGCGGAAUAUUCUAAAGAGGUACAGCGAUUUGGAUUACGACAGCUUUGUGGGUCUGAUGGGAAGAAGGAAUGCCGAUGAAAACGCUGUACAGCCACCACAAAGGGAAAUGCACGACAUUUUUGUUGGCUUGAUGGGCAGGAGAAACUCAGAGCCUGAUAAUGGCGCAUGGAGGAGAGAGUAUCCAGAGAGGAGAGGCGUCUUUCUUAACAAGUGCAGGCUGAGGUUUCUUCAGGGGCUUUAGGCAUUCAUGCUGAAGCAACCUUCUCAUCUGACAAAGAAGACAGAGGAUCACAAAGAAUUCACGCAAUGAAGUAAAUAUCUGAUGAAAACCACUUUUAAAGACACGGUUCACACUGUAAACCUGCCAGCUGGCUCAUGAAAGCAUUCAUAAUCUACACAGCUUGUAUUUGAUUUCUCUUAAGACAAACAUGAUUAGAAGUGAUGCUAUCUCAUACAAUGUCUUUACCAUGUUAUUCAUUUCUCUCCAAAGUUCAAAAUAAACAUAAUUUUUUUUUUUAUA
Messenger RNA from Labrus bergylta (ballan wrasse), 834 nucleotides. Lineage: Eukaryota; Metazoa; Chordata; Actinopteri; Labriformes; Labridae. The record is from RefSeq and is a predicted model, not a curated record.